Messenger RNA from Clonostachys rhizophaga, 1839 nucleotides. NCBI's taxonomy places the organism in Eukaryota, Fungi, Ascomycota, Sordariomycetes, Hypocreales, Bionectriaceae. The record is from the annotation of a GenBank genome assembly.
AUGCCGGUCCUGUUAGGGUUCUAUCAGAGGAUGUUAGGUGGCAAUGCAAGCAAGGUGACAUUGGAAUCGAGACACUCCGACAUAGGGAUGCUUAUUUAUUCUGCACUAGAUGCGGAUAAUGCCGAGAUCAGACUCCUCGCUAUUGCCCCUGAGGACUACGACGAUGAGAUAUGCUGCUCCCUUAGUGUGGUGCCUCUCCGUAGCCGCAGCUGUCCGCAAUACGAGGCUCUAUCGUACGUUUGGGGCGAUCCCUUAACCGCGAAAGAGGUCAAAGUAGACGGAGCUCCUCACCCUAUUACCGUCAAUCUCAAAUCGGCACUCCGCGAUUUACGAUACCCGUCAAGGAGCAGAGCGAUUUGGGCGGAUGCGAUCUGCAUCAACCAGGCGGAUCUCGAUGGAAAAAAACCAGCAGCUCCCUUUGAUUACUUUGGAGCCUGGUCACAUGUGUAUGCUCGCAAAUGGCCGUUGCUCAGCUCCUGGCGCUGGAUAGGGAUGACACUGCGGUCUUGGAUCACACAGAAACGUGUGAGAGAAAAGGACAUUUUGAACUUAAAAACAUUCUUCGGUCUGUCUGAAUUCGUUUUCCAUCCAUAUUUCAGCAGGAUGUGGACUUUUCAGGAGUUUCUCCUCCCACGUCGCAGGCCAAUAUUUGUUUUGGGCAAGAAGUCAUUUCAAGUUGAUCACACUUCUUUGCAGAAUCUGUACCAUAGACACUUGAAGGCGUUAGAAAAUGCGGGUGAGCGGCUGUUGGGAGCAAAUGAACCCGAGGCCCAAGAGUUACUGCGCCUGGUUGAUGCAAGAUUGGCACCGCUUUUCCUGGACUUCAAUCUAUGUAACCGAAUGCUGAUUAUGGACAGCAUUUUGUCAAGGCCAAGGGAGUUCAGCAUAUUGGUUGUAUUUUACAUGACCAAACAUCGGGAUUGCUUCGAUCCGCGGGACAAGAUUUUUGCGCUUGUGCCGUUUAUCCAACAACCGGUCCCGGUAGUUUCUGAGCCGGACUACAGGAGGUCUCUGGAUGACGUUCUUUUGGAAACCCUUUCGAAAAUUUAUCAGCGUAGUCCAGGGAUGAUACACCGCUUCAUGGCCUUAUGGCCACUCCGAGCUUCCAGUGUGCAAGAUGCUUCAGGCCCUUCAUGGAUUCCAGACAUCACUGCGGUAGAUUCCCGAGUUGCGACGCCGUCCCCAGGUGCAACCAUCACGUUGCGAAUCUCUGAAGACUUCCUAGUCUUAACUAUAGGAGCUCGCUUCAUUGGAAAAUGUCAUCCAUCACGAACAAGAUUAGGCAGCGAGCCGGAGGAAAUUCUACGACGCAUUGCUAGACUCAUGUACGCUGAUGGAGAAGAUCUACAAUGCUUUGCAGGCUCAAAAAUUGGAAUGAGAAGGAAUGGAAAUCAUGCCGGACGGAUAUUCGACGCAUUAUGGGCAUGGACCCCCAGUUCAAGAUGGCGAACUCGAGAGCAUGUCCGAGCGCUGCUUUCCAUUUUUAGAACGAUCGCACGACACGAGGGCAUUAUGAAGCUUGAUGAUAUUCCGUUCACCGCAGAGCAGAGAAGCAAUCUCCCUGAAGCCGAAAUUGCUGCAAGAGAUUUCGCCAACAGAGACUUUUUCUGGACGGAUACGGGGCUCUUCGGAGCCUGUUCGGACAGACUGCAAGAGGGCGACACUGUGGUCAUUACAUCUGAAUUUGAUCGUCCCACACGCCCUGAUCCCUCAGGUGAAUCCAACCACUAUUCUAUAGUUGAUUGGGCCUUUGUUGAAGGGCUCAAAGGUGCGGCCGUUGAUGCACAACUUGUGAACGAAAUCCAGGAAACACCUUUGAGCGACAUCUACAUUCACUAA